AUGCCAAUCAAACUCCCCAAAGGCUUUACCCGACGGAAAUCGUCUGGUAAUGCCCUAGAAGAGGUAGAAACACCUCCUCAGCCGUCCUUCCGUGUCUUCGAACGCCCUUCUGUCGAUAAGAAAUCCAUGAGCGAUGGCAAUCUUUUGUCGAAAAGACUGAGCUCGGGACAACCUCUAGAUUCACCUACGGACGAGAACGACAACAUCUUUGCCGCACCCCUGAAUCAUCCGCAAAGACAAUUAGGCGUCUACGACCAGUCGUCGCCGAAACGUCGCUCAACGGACGGACCGCUUCCAUCGGACAACUCAUCGCCACAUUCACGAAACCUCUACGAUAUACCCAUACCUCCCAUUUCCGGUGCGUUGCGGGCAGCCGGUCGGACCUUUUCUUUCGGUGGGAGAUUUUCCAAAUCAUCGGCACAUCCCCCGCAACAGUCUACUCCUGGUCCUUCGCGGAACAGGGCAAUGACCAACAGCACGAGCAGCACCGCAACCCCUCCGAAACUCCCGGACACGGAACUGCAGAUUGGUCAAAUGGGGGACGAGUUUCACAACAUGUUUGACGAUAUGGGGAAACGAGGAAACGUUGCCCAGGAGACCUCACGGAACGGCUCAGUGGAUACGUACUCCUCCACUCCCCCCGAGACGGGUUUCCGCAAAGAAGAAAAGGUGCAGCGCCCCGCCCCUAUCAACACGGAUCGGUCGAAAGAAGUCGAGCCCUCGCCGUACUCAUGGGGCAGCCGACACUCAGAGGAGGGCCUUUUGGCCGCGGUUGAUUCGCCGCACGAAGAACCCCCGGCAACCUAUUCGGGGUUUACACCAUACCGGGACGGGCGACGGAAAUCCCUACCUCUCUCCAACGCAGCGCCUAUCACCACGACGACCCACCGUUCCCUUGAAAAGCCGGAAGGCACAGCAGAGAAAGGCCUACGAAGAAGUGUCUUAUACCCAAACAAGAGGGAUUCAACCCCCGUUGAGGAUGAAGAUGCCAAAUUAAUCAUGUCAUCUCUUUACACAAGCAGGCGGAACUCCCAAUUGCCUUUCGCAUCUGACCAUGAGGACUCGGAUGCAGAGAACGAGACCCCGUUGUUCACCAACAAAACGCCCGUGAGCCAGCAGGACCGGCUCACACCUCCGCCUCUGCAACCUCCAGCCCACAAGUCCCCGGGCCUGAACGACGAUCACCUCGACCCUUCUAUUGCGGCCCAUGCGCGGUUGGCCGUGCAAUACGAGAAGACUCCAGCGCCGAUGCCAUCCACCAACAAAGUAAUGACACCCUCCCAAUUCGAGCAUUAUCGACAGCAGCAGGAGCUCCGACGGUCGAAGAGCGACGCUUCGAAGAGCGAGGACUCCGAAGAAAGCGAUUUUGACGAAGAGGACGAGACUGAGAAGAAUCGGGAAGCGGAGAAGCAACGGCGAAAGCAAGAAGCCCAUCUUUCCGUCUAUCGGCAGCAGAUGAUGAAGGUGACAGGCCAGCAAUCCCCGGCACCGUCUCUCCGGCCAGAAAUGGAUCGGGCGAGCAAUAGUGCACCGAAUCUUACCGCGCAAUCCUUCAACCAGGGGAACAGGUCAGGAAGUGGGAAGAGUAGCGAGGGCGACGAGGAUGAGGAGGUUCCUUUGGGAAUUCUAGCAGCGCAUGGUUUUCCAAAUAGGAACCGCCCGCCGAGUCGCCUUGCAAUGUCGAACUCAAUCCCAAAUCUACGGGCGUCUUUCCAUCAACCCUACAUAUCGUCUUCCGGAUCGGUUGCGGAGAACGAUGCUGGCAACCGCAGUAGCCUGCCUGUCUUCGCACGGAACUUACCCCGGGACCCCUACUAUGGAGCGGGCUUGGUGAACUCGUCCAACCGAGAGUCACUGGCCUUCGGAGGAGGCGCUUCCGUUUACGGAGGACCCUCAGCUCCUGCCGGCCCCCCGCCUGGAUUGCCCCCCGGAGGGUUAAUCGGCGUGAUUGCCACCGAAGAGCGGGCGAGGGCGAUGAGGCGAAGAAGCCCAAACACCCAGGCUAUGCACGACUUUAAUGCUGCGAUGCCCUCCGUCCCGACCCAUCCUAAUGGUAUUCCGAGGCCCUAUACCAUGAUGAGUCUGAACCCACCCAAUGUAUCUGCCCCUCAGCAAGGGGUUACUGCCACGGAGCAAGCUCAGAUUCAACUUUCUCAGCAAAUGUCGAGUAUGAUGCAGAUGCAGAUGCAAUGGAUGCAGCAGAUGAUCCACAUGCAAGGUGGACAAGGUCCACCGCCCCAGCAGCCGAUGCCGAUGCCGAUGCCGCCAGGCGGCUUUCCUCCAGCAGCCGCCUCUCCAACCAUGCGACCUUCUUCGAUGCCGUCCGCGGGGCCUAAUACCCUCAUGCCCCCCGCAUUUGGCGGCGACCAGAGAACCUUCAGCCUUCUUGAUCCGAAUGCGUCAUCCCGGCUGAACGCUCCGGCGAUGCCGUACGCCUCUGGAGCGAAUCGACCGAGUACCCCGGCGGGACAAGGCUAUGCGCCGUCAAUCGCGCCGUCGGAGCGGAGCAAUGUUGGAUUGGCGCCUCGCUAUCGUCCAGUGUCUACCCUCCAACCGGACACUGCCUCGUCAGCCUAUCCUCUGGCUUCCAAACCUUGGAAUGACGAGAACCAGAGAUCUUCCGUCUCUAUCGCUUCCCCGGCCCCUUCGCAAAUGCCUAAACCGAUCCCCCGUCCUAUUUCCAACGGCGGAAAAUCCGCACUGGCUCGUGGACCUGGCAAUGGCAUUGAGCCAGACGAUGAGGAUGACGACGAAGGGUGGGCCGAGAUGGUGAAGAAACGAGAAAACAAACGAAGCAAUUGGAGAUCAAAAAAGGAGACGUCGAGUCUCGGCGACUUAUUGAACACAGUACAUUAA
Molecule: messenger RNA, 2856 nt
Organism: Aspergillus melleus
Lineage: Eukaryota; Fungi; Ascomycota; Eurotiomycetes; Eurotiales; Aspergillaceae
Exons: 3
Coding region: 1-2856 (951 amino acids)
Source: RefSeq, a predicted model, not a curated record